Salvia hispanica is the source of this 1177-nucleotide messenger RNA. RefSeq names its product clathrin light chain 2-like. Lineage: Eukaryota; Viridiplantae; Streptophyta; Magnoliopsida; Lamiales; Lamiaceae. Gene Ontology annotation, cellular component: plasma membrane; clathrin coat of trans-Golgi network vesicle; clathrin coat of coated pit. Gene Ontology annotation, biological process: clathrin-dependent endocytosis; intracellular protein transport. The record is from RefSeq and is a predicted model, not a curated record. Gene Ontology annotation, molecular function: structural molecule activity; clathrin heavy chain binding.
GCUAUUGAAUUGUUCAAGAUGGCACAUAUUCCUCUAAAAAUGUCCAAUCCAAUGCCACAAAAGAAAAUCCAGAGUUAGAAAUAGCUUAAAUGCACCGCUUUCUUCUCCAAAUCUCAUCACACACAUAGAUUAGGUUUCGGAAAAAUGGAAGGAUUCGACGAAGAUGUCUACGUCGGAAACAACGGCGGCGCCGGGGACGACAACGCCAUGCACUACGGCUACGAAGGCGGCGCCCCGCCACCUACACCGCCGCCGAUGGACGGAUUGUCCGGGAACGACAACGACGGCACGGAGGGCUACGGCUUUGGCGGCGCACCACCGACUCCGCCGCCGAUUGAGGGGUACGGCCAGGAGAAACCGUACAACCUCUCUGCCGACGAUGACGGCAUCUUUGCGGAGGCGGACGCCGGCGGCCCGCUGCUGCCGGAUCCCAGCCAGAUGCGCGAGGAGGGAUCCGCCUUUCGCGAGUGGCGCCGUCAAAAUAUGAUUUAUUUGGAAGAGAAAGAGAAGAAGGAAAAGGAGAUGAGGAAUCAGAUCAUUGCCGAAGCUGAUGAAUGGAAACGUAAAUUCUACGAGAAGAGGGAUCAGACGUGCGAGACCAACAAGACUCACAACAGAGAAAGAGAGAAACUAUACUAUGCACAACAAGAGAAAUUUCACAAAGAAGCAGACAACCAGUUCUGGAAAGCGAUAGCGGAUAUCAUACCCCGCGAAGUCCCCAACUUCGAGAAGAGGCGGGGAAAGAAAGACGACGAGAAGAAACCUUCAGUUUUCGUCGUCCAGGGGCCGAAGCCUGGGAAGCCAACUGACAUGGCGAGGAUGCGUCAGAUCCUCGCCAAGCUCAAGACGAACCCUCCGCUUCACAUGAGGCCGCCUCCCCCCAAGGAGGAGGGCAAGGAUGGGAAGUCGGAGGCUAAGAAUAGUGGGAAUGAGAAGAAAGACGGGGCAGCAGAUGAGGCCGCCUCGUCUGCUGCCAAAGCUGCAGCAGCAGAUGGAUCGCCGACCGGCGGAACAUCUGCUACUGAUGGAGGCAAUGAGAAUGUGAAGAAGAAGUGACCGAUUGAUUAAAGGUGUUGAUUCUUUGAUUUUUUUUUUAUUUAGUGUGUGUGACCAUUUAUACAUGAACCAUUUUAGUUUCUAGUGUUACAUAUAAUAAGAGUGGAUACUACUUGAUUUA